Molecule: messenger RNA, 4407 nt
Organism: Chenopodium quinoa (quinoa)
Lineage: Eukaryota; Viridiplantae; Streptophyta; Magnoliopsida; Caryophyllales; Amaranthaceae
Exons: 3
Coding region: 819-3716 (965 amino acids)
Source: RefSeq, a predicted model, not a curated record
AUUUAAAGAUGGUCAAGAAAUUCUAACUGGUUCAGAAUUAUUUUUUUAAAAAAAGAGCAAAGUGAGAUUGAAUUUCUGAAAUAAAAAGAGUAAGAAGAAGAGUUGAGUUAAUGGAUUCACUAGAAAACGAACGUCUGGAUAUCUAACUGACAUAGUAUUUGGGAAAAAAAAGUUACAGGGGUAUUAUGGGUAUUUAGGAGGGUUGUGUUAAAGUAAAAUAGGGUUGCAUUUAGCAACCAUGAAAAAAGUAGAAGAAUCCCAGCGAAAAUUAUAAAAAUGCAACACUCAUCUUCCUAUUUUCUCUCUCCUCUGUUCUACAGAAUUUCCAGAAACUUCCCUAAAACCUCAAUUAACUUAACCUCGCAUGAAUUUCUUCUUCUGCAAAAUUCCCCAAAUUUGCAUACUGUUUCAUUGGAUUGAUUCCUUCUCCUCAAUUCACAACUUCGUUUUCUGAUUUCCCGUCGUUUUCUAGGUAAAUUUUCGACAUUUCUUGUUUUCCCGCCCAGAAGAAUUUUGUCUUAGGGUUUGUUCAUUGCUUUAUCUCAAGUGUUCUUCGCAAAAAUUAAAGAAAUUUCUCCUCUUUUGCUUUAAUCUCGCAAUUUCUGUUCUUGUUUUCGAUUUUUUGAUUUUAUUAGGCUUUUAAACUGCGCAAUGGUUUUCGUUUUAAAUGUCUGAAUAUAUUCUGAGUUUUCGCUUUGUUUUUGCGAAGAACUGCUAUGAUUUAGCGUAGAUGCAUGCUGUUUGUGUUAAUCGCUGUUACUUGAGGAAAUUAGGUUUAAAUAAAGUUGGAAUUUCUGGGUUUUAGUUUUUGUGGUAAAAUGACGAGGGAAGGAAGAAGAAUGGUAGAUAGACAAGAUGAUGAUGGUAGAAGAGAAAUGGAUUAUCAUGGAGAGAGAACUGGGGAAAAAGAACGCGGUAGUAGUCGACAUUGGUCUGCUGAAGAUAGAGGGUUUGGUUUGGUUAGAAUGAGCCGAAAUGGUGAUGAACAAUUGCGGACAUUUUCGCGGUUUAAUGAUCAGGAUGUUCCAAUUAGGGAUGGUGCUGCUGAAGAGAGAGGGGUUGGCUUGGUUAGAAUGAGCCGAAAUGGUGAUGAACAAUUGCAUACAUUUUUUUCGCGGUUUAAUGAUCAUGAUAUUCCAAUUAGGGAUGGUGCUGCUGAAGAGAGAGGAGUUGGCUUGGUUAGAAUGAGCCGAAAUGGUGAUGAACAAUUGCAGACAUUUUCGCGGUUUAAUGAUCAGGAUGUUCCAAUUAGGGAUGGUGUUGUUGAAGAGAGAGGGGUUGGCUUGGUUAGAAUGAGCCGAAAUGGUGAUAGGCAAUUGCGGACAUUUUCGCGGUUUAAUGAUCAGGAUAUUCCAAUUAGGGAUGGUGAUACGGCUUCGAAGUUUCAGUGGAAGAAUUUGAUGAGAGAAUCAGGGAAUUCUAUGGUUGAUGGCAUGGAAAGGGGUUAUCUAGAUAGUGGGCAUGCCAAUAAUGGUAGGGAAAUGAUAAUUGUGGAAGGCGAGGUGAUUAGGAAUUUACCAACUAAUGAAUAUAAUGCUCGUAAUGCUGAAUACCGUGGACGUACUAGGAAUGUGGCACGUGUUUUGGUUGAGGAUCUGGAAUAUCAUGGAAGUAUUAGGAAUGUUGUGACUGAACUUCCGAAUGAAGGUGCUGAGUAUCAUAGACAGAAUAGGAAUGUGACUGGUUUUCGGAUUGAAGAUGCUGAUUGUAAUGGACACACUAGGAAUUUGACUGGUCUUCAGAUUGAAAAUGCUGAUUAUAAUGGAAACAACAGGAAUAUGAUAAGCUCUAGGAAAGAGACUGGGCUUUCAGUUGAAGAUGCUGAAUAUCAUAGAUGCACAAGGAGUGUGAUGACUAGUCAUCCAGCUGAAGAUGGUGGGAGGUUUUUGGCAAGGAACUAUUCUCAGCGUAUGGAUAGGGAAUUUUCGUUAGUGAAAUCUUACGGGGAGGGAAAUUAUAAUAGGUUUCAGGGUGAGGAUAGCUCUUGUAGUUUGACUCCACGUUCACAGUCUAGUGGUCAACAUACCCCAUCGCAAGGAAUUAUCUUUUCAAAUUUGGAAGUUCCACGCCAAGUAAUUUUCCAUCAUCCUGCUGAUGGGCUUGGAACUUGUGGGAAUAAUCCAUCUUCAAGUUGCUAUGAUUCCCAUGGAAUAUUAUACUCUAAAGCUGGUACAAAUGCUUUAUCUAUUUCAAAUAAUGAUGGUGUUUAUCUAAGAGCAGGGCAUAAUUCAAACACGGGCAGGCAUGCUGAGUGUAUGCAUUCAGAGAGUCAAAGUUCUGGAAAGAGUUAUAGAAGAGCUUUAUCAGAAGAUGCCUAUGACAAAUAUGAGAAUGUCCAAGAUUACAAUAAUUAUGGAGAAACAUUUGGAAAUGACACUUUAAAUCCUGCCUUGCCCAGAUAUAAAGAUGAUAGACGACAUAGUUCUGAUCACACACUGCAAGAGGCACCUAUCACGGAUGUCAAUGGCUUUAGAAUGACUGCCCAUGAGAUAGAAUAUGGUGGGGUUGAAUUGAAACCAACGAAUAGCUAUCGUGAACAUCAAACACGGGCUAAUUAUGAAACAACACCUCAUGAAGAGGAGUAUCCAUAUGAAAUUGAUGCGUAUGGUGUAUCAUAUGAAGACCAAACAAGGAACUAUUCAACGCUAGAGGAAGGAACUCUAAUUGUUGAUGAAGAUCCAGAGCAGAUAUUGAGGUCAAGAGAGAUUGAUUUGCAUGACCAGUCCAAGAAAAUUUCUAAAAGAAAGCGUGGGUUAGUUGGAAAGAUGAGUGGGCCUAAGCACAGAACUUCUACCUUGGGUGGUAGAGGUGCUUUGAGCUAUGAUAAUAGGCUUCUAACUGCUGAGCUUGAUAAUGAGUUAGGUCACUCAAAUAGGAGUUCAGGUCAUUAUUUUCAUUCAAAUGAAACUGCAAGAAAGCCUAAAAGUGAAUCUAAACAGCCAUUUGGUGGUUUGUCUAAGAAAUUGCAAAGCCGUUUAAGCAAACCUGGUGAAACUGACAGCAAUGAUAUAAAAAACCGGCUUAAGUACCCUCAUUUUAUACCUCGUUGUUAUGGACCUAAAGCCUCAAAAUUUUUGAAGGGAAAUGUUAAAAGCACUGUCAAGCCUUCUCUGAAUGUUAACCACAUUGAUUCACAACCUCAUGGCAAAGAAAAAUGCAACAGCACUAGAAAGAGGCUCAAGCGACCAUCUUUUAUGGAUGUUUCUCCAUCUGAUUCUCAAGUUUCACAUUCUAGACUUGACUUGGAGUCUCAGCAGAAGCUAGCUGCUAAAAACUCUGGGAGUACAAAAGAGGCAGGUCCUCCUCAAGAAGCUGAUCCAGACCAUUCAAUACUCAAGGUGAAACCCAUGGAGAAAGAUCCUCCAGAAGACUCUGAAGAACUUAAGCGUCAGGUGGACCAUUGGUGUUUAAAAUGCAUGCUUUAUUUGAAUACAAACCUAGGUCAACAGAAAAAGUUCAAGGAGCAAGGAAAAGCUGGCACAUUGAAGUGCGUCAUAUGUUCCAGCUCUAAAGAGUUUAUUCAAACAAAAGAUGUUGCAGCGCAUGCAUUUACAUCUGUUAAGGUUGGGUUUAGAGCAGCACACCUAGGGUUUCAUAGAGCUCUAUGUAUCUUGAUGGGAUGGGAUCCAACAGUUGCUUCUAAUGGCCGGUGGGUUUGUCAGUCUUUACCUGAUGCAGAAGCUUGGGCUUUAAAGGAGAGAUAUGGGUUUGAGUGAAGAAAAGACCACAAUAUGCUAUGGAAAACCUGGAAAUCCAAAUAUUAUAUUGGCAAAGUUCAAUGGAACUCUUUCUGGCUUGCAAGAAGCAGAAAGACUUCAUAAUGUUUUUUCUCAGAAAAAACAUGGAAGGGCUGAGCUUCAAGAGAUAGAUGCUGGAAUUGGGAGCAAUGAGGGAGAUUCUCAAAAGCCAGAAGACAAGGCAGAAGACUCACUAUAUGGAUAUCUCGUGAUUGUGGAGGACUUCGACAAACUGAAUUAUGAUAUGAGGCGACAUUGUGUUGCAAAGUGUAAGAAGGAUAUUCUUGCUUGCAUGGAUACUGCUAGUUAAUAGUUGAAGAGAAGCUGCAGCAUGCCACAGCUGGAUGACUGUUUUGGUUCAAUCUUUUUUUUUUUUUCUUUUUGUCAGCUCAAUUGUAAAUUUUCAUGAAGCUACUGCCUCUUUGCAAGUCCUCUUCCUCAUACCCUCGGCCUCGUCCCAAGAUGAACUUUUUUUUGAACCAUUUAGUUUCCGGUGCAAGUCCUAGUUAGUUGACAAUCAGAAUUAGAGUGCCAAAAUUAAUUUUUGGAGUGUCGAAAAUGUGGAUAAAUGGCUUUUCUUUUGUUGAUUGGCACAUAUAUAUGUAGACACUAGACACUUUUUUACUCUGUUUCAACUCUUUCAAGCAUCAAUGAACAAAUACUUCGUAUA